Aspergillus melleus is the source of this 243-nucleotide messenger RNA. RefSeq lists its product as uncharacterized. The transcript has 3 exons. NCBI's taxonomy places the organism in Eukaryota, Fungi, Ascomycota, Eurotiomycetes, Eurotiales, Aspergillaceae. Gene Ontology annotation, molecular function: 23S rRNA (adenine(1618)-N(6))-methyltransferase activity. The record is from RefSeq and is a predicted model, not a curated record. Bases 1 to 243 code for a protein of 80 amino acids. Gene Ontology annotation, cellular component: nucleus. Gene Ontology annotation, biological process: rRNA base methylation.
AUGAGGUCAGCUCGCAACAUUUACAAGGACGAUGUUGAUUUCGCGACUCUGGCUCUGCAGUCGCCCGAUUUCGCGAAACACGUGAAAUCAAACGGCCAAUUGGACUUCAGCGACCCGGAAGCCGUUCGACAAUUGACCAAGAGCCUAUUGAAACGAGACUUCGACUUAACGGUCGAUAUCCCGGAAAAUAGACUCUGCCCGCCGGUAGGUGUCUGCCAGAACCCUGUCUACGUCAUGGAUUAG